GAGCUUCACGGGUCGUGGAUCGCUUCAUACUUUCGGGUGAUUGUGUGGACUAUUUAAAGGCCGAACUCACUGAUAUUUUGAACAAAAAAAGACCACGAGGCUUUAGAAAAAAAAGUUGCGGAUGUGAAGAUAAACACAAAAACAACAAAAAAGAGCGAGUUGAGAGGAUAUUUUAAGUGUUUAUCGAGAGUGAACUCUGUGUCAUUGCGGCGAAACUCCAAAGAUUCGUUGUGUCUUCAGAAGGAUUUAAGAGUAAAAAUCAGAUAAAUGUCGUGCCGGAGGACUCCUGGAUUUUCGUUGAUGAUGUAAGGAUGGCGUGGAGGUGCCGCCAGCCUUGGAGGCUGAUGAACACCUGUCAGGAUGCACAUAGCUUCAGUGGGCGUCAGCAAGCUCUGCUUCCUGAUUUCCGUUGCAUUUUGCAGCCUCCUGUUUCUGCUUAUCCCAGCGUUCCAGCCCCCAGUACACCGAGUGGACCUCCCUCGACCCCGACCUCAAGUCAGACCCACCAGCACGACCAAAGGCUCUGACUCUGCCUUCAAAUCAGACUUGUCCACAGUGGCAAGUGGAAGCAUGACCGGGCAGGGAAAAGCCACAGAGACUAAUGUUAUUAACGCUGACAACCAAAGUCCAAAGACAGGAACUGACUCUCUCAGAGUCCCAGGAGGAGGAUCUGUGCAUCCUUUAAGUGUUGGUGAGUUUGCAGGUCCUAGGUUCCAUGACCCAGUGGAGUUGAAGGACAUUUUUAUCGCUGUGAAGACUACCAGGAAGUACCAUAAGUCCAGGCUGGAGCUGCUGGUUCAGACGUGGAUUUCAAGAGCUAAAUCUCAGACAUACAUAUUUACUGACGGUGACGACAAGGAGCUACAAGUGAAAGCAGGAGUCAACAUCAUCAACACCAACUGCUCGGCUGCUCACACGCGUCAGGCUCUGUGCUGCAAGAUGUCUGUGGAAUACGACAAAUUCAUCGAAUCCCAGAAAAAGUGGUUCUGCCAUGUGGAUGAUGAUAAUUAUGUUGUCCUGCCCAGCCUGCUGCGGCUGCUGUCCUCCUAUCACCACAGCCAGGACGUGUACCUGGGCCGGCCCAGUCUAGACCACCCCGUGGAGGCAGCAGAGAGAGUGAAGAGCGACGGCUCGGUGUCUGUGAAGUUCUGGUUUGCCACAGGUGGAGCUGGUUUCUGCAUCAGCCGAGGGCUUGCACUGAAGAUGAGUCCAUGGGCCAGUUUGGGGAACUUCAUCAGUACAGCGGAGAAGAUCCGUCUGCCUGACGAUUGUACUGUAGGCUACAUCAUUGAGGCCUUGCUGGAGGUGAUGCUGACACACACCCUGCUAUUCCAUUCCCACCUAGAAAACCUGCAGAAGCUCCCGGCAGCCACAGUGCUGCAGCAGGUGACUUUGAGCUACGGAGGGUUUGAGAACAGAAGAAACGUGGUGUCCAUUGGUUUCACUGGAGGGUUUUCACUGAUAGAAGAUCCCACAAGGUUUAAGACUGUCCACUGCCAUUUGUAUCCUGAGACUGAAUGGUGUCCGAAGUCCAGUGGUCAGCAGAAGAACUGAGGCCGCUCUGAGCCCCCGGCGGUGGUUCAGCUGUCUGCACCUCCAACUGAAAACGUUUUGAUUGGCUCUUUGUCACCUCAGAGUGGCGUGUUUAUGGCAGCGUAAUGGAGAAUGAUCUUUUUUAGACGACACACCGCUGAUGUCAUAAACCAAAGAAUGACUUCACAGAAGACAAGUGGUGGAACCACGAGUUUGUGGAAGCAGAAUUUUAUUCAGUCAGACUCAACUUACUGUUUUAUUUUUUAUUUUUACUUUUAAAGAGGUAGUUGUCUGUUUCCUACAGCAGUAUUACUUUAUUCUUACUAUAUAGCUCACUUAAUAAAACUAUUUACAAAACUGCGUGUGCACGCAUGUGUGCAAUGUAAAUCUGCUGUCACAUGAUGAGAUGGUUUGAAGGUCU
Molecule: messenger RNA, 1954 nt
Organism: Thalassophryne amazonica
Lineage: Eukaryota; Metazoa; Chordata; Actinopteri; Batrachoidiformes; Batrachoididae
Gene: rfng
Product: RFNG O-fucosylpeptide 3-beta-N-acetylglucosaminyltransferase
Exons: 9
Coding region: 361-1554 (397 amino acids)
Biological process (GO): regulation of Notch signaling pathway; pattern specification process
Cellular component (GO): Golgi membrane
Molecular function (GO): O-fucosylpeptide 3-beta-N-acetylglucosaminyltransferase activity
Source: RefSeq, a predicted model, not a curated record